Messenger RNA from Fusarium redolens, 882 nucleotides. RefSeq names its product kinase-like domain-containing protein. NCBI's taxonomy places the organism in Eukaryota, Fungi, Ascomycota, Sordariomycetes, Hypocreales, Nectriaceae. The coding region runs from base 1 to 882 and encodes 293 amino acids. Gene Ontology annotation, biological process: spliceosomal complex assembly; regulation of mRNA processing; protein phosphorylation. The transcript is spliced from 4 exons. The record is from RefSeq and is a predicted model, not a curated record. Gene Ontology annotation, molecular function: protein kinase activity; ATP binding.
AUGCUCAAAGCAGAGCCUUUCGAUUCGUUUGCAACAGUCACUUACUAUCUCCCUGUAGAAGAGGUUGAAAGCCUGUAUGCCUACAGCCCAGGUGGCUAUCAUCCGAUUGAUAUUGGCGACCAUCUCGCCGACCGAUAUCGCGUUGUACACAAGCCUGGCUACGGCAGCUUCUCAACCAUCUGGCUUGCCCGCGACGAAAUGGCAUCAAAAUAUGUCGCUGUCAAAGUUGGCAUAGCUCAUUCAGAUCAACGGGAAGCAGACAUUUUCAGAAGGCCGAAUGGAACCCAUCCCUGCUUCGUCACAGCCCUUGCGCGGUGUAGUCUUAGGGACGCACAAGAAGCUGCUGACUCCUACAUGUUUCAGCUCCCAGUUGCAAGGUCCAUUGCUGCUCAAAUGGUCAUGGCGGUAGCAUACAUUCACAGUCACGGCUUGGUUCAUGGCGACCUCCACCUAGGAAAUUUCCUUCUCCGCUUACCGUUCACUCUCUACGAUCUUUCAGAAAAGCAGAUAUGUGAGAAACUCGGUUCACCAGAAGCUAAGCCCGUUCUCCGACAAGACGAGAAACCUCUUUCACCCGGUGUACCCAAACACGUCUACUGGCCCAUGUGGACGGCAAAGGGCGGCGACAAGCUUACACUCUCUGAGUCAAAGAUACUCCUCGUCGACUUCGGCGCGGCAUUUUAUCCUAGCCGAAGACCAAGAUUCGAGUCUUCUACGCCUCUCGAUAUAUGCCCACCAGAGGCUCUAUUCGAGCCAAAAACGCCACUCUCUUUCUCGGCUGAUAUCUGGAGCCUCGCGCAUACCAUCUGGGCAGUAAUGAGCACAUCUUUUUGGAGUCGAUGGCCUUCCUUUGAGGUUAGAAUGCACUUAGAGAGAACUUAG